AUGCUUAAAGAUGGAGAGAGCUUUAUUUUCAGGGGGAAACUGAUGGAAAGGCUCAAGAAAAAAGAAAAGAUGUCUCUGGAUAUCUGGAUUCGUGACGCGGCGAAACACCAGGACCUAUCGUACCAAACCUGGCUAAGCGAAAAUGGUAUUACAAAUCGAGAUAGGCCUCCCACUUUCUUUCCAGAUGCUGAUUGGGCCAAUCCUCCUGUGAAAACAAAAGCGACUAAAUCUCAAUCCGUGCGAACGAAGUCCAAUCCUAAGGACUCAGUUUCGGACAGCCCGGGAAAUGGAUUGGCAAGAGAAGAGAAUCACUCUGACAAGAAAAGACAAAGGGCGGAUUCUGGAGCAAAUUUGGGAAACAUCAAGAAGCCUCGCCCCGUUCCAGCGUCAACCGAGGAGCCAACCAAGACCAUAGAUUACAGGUCGUAUCUCUCUUACACCAUGAACCAUUUCAAGCUCACCGACAAAAUGCGCGACGACGAUCCUGAGGAAUACAAUGCAAUUAUGGAUAAGAUUGAGAAAGACUGGAAUAAUUACCGACAGAUCAUGAUAAAACAAGGCUACACAAUUGCCCCCGGAGGAGAGAAACCUGACGCUUAG
Messenger RNA from Penicillium bovifimosum, 600 nucleotides. RefSeq lists its product as uncharacterized. The transcript has a single exon. NCBI's taxonomy places the organism in Eukaryota, Fungi, Ascomycota, Eurotiomycetes, Eurotiales, Aspergillaceae. The coding region runs from base 1 to 600 and encodes 199 amino acids. The record is from RefSeq and is a predicted model, not a curated record.